This is a messenger RNA of Nerophis lumbriciformis (worm pipefish), 2346 nucleotides long. The record is from RefSeq and is a predicted model, not a curated record. Lineage: Eukaryota; Metazoa; Chordata; Actinopteri; Syngnathiformes; Syngnathidae.
AUGGCGUCCUACUGUUUCACCGUCACUCGUUUGCGGCAGGCCCUUGGAACUGGCAUAAGGCGAGUUCAUGUCUCAGCUGCUCUCAGUGCCAAGGCCAAAGUGGCAAUGAGCCGCUUUGAGCCUGGUUCCAGCGUUGACUAUGGGCAGAUGCACCAGAAAAUUAACAUCGUGCGUAAAAGACUCAACAGACCUCUCACUCUGUCUGAGAAGAUUGUGUACGGUCAUCUGGAUGAUCCGGCAGGCCAGGAGAUCGAGCGCGGUCGCACAUACUUGCGCUUGCGCCCGGACCGCGUGGCUAUGCAGGAUGCUACAGCUCAAAUGGCCAUGCUUCAGUUCAUCAGCAGUGGUCUACCCAAGGUGGCGGUACCAUCCACAAUUCACUGUGAUCAUCUGAUUGAGGCUCAGAUCGGAGGGGCUCAGGACCUGCAGAGGGCUAAGGAAGUGAACCAGGAAGUGUAUAAUUUCCUUGCAAGUGCUGGUGCCAAAUAUGGAGUUGGCUUCUGGAAACCUGGAUCAGGGAUUAUCCAUCAGAUCAUUUUGGAGAACUACGCGUAUCCUGGGGUGAUGCUGAUUGGUACAGACUCACAUACUCCCAAUGGCGGUGGUUUAGGUAGCAUCUGUAUUGGAGUUGGUGGAGCUGAUGCUGUUGAUGUCAUGGCCGGAAUCCCUUGGGAGCUAAAAUGUCCGAAAGUGAUUGGAGUAAAGCUAACAGGCUCCCUAUCUGGCUGGACAUCUCCAAAGGAUGUCAUUUUGAAGGUGGCUGGAAUAUUAACUGUAAAAGGUGGCACAGGUGCCAUUGUAGAGUAUCAUGGGCCUGGAGUUGACUCAAUCUCUUGUACAGGAAUGGCCACCAUCUGUAACAUGGGUGCCGAGAUUGGAGCUACUACAUCCCUUUUCCCCUACAACCAUCGCAUGAAGACUUAUCUUGAGAAAACGGGUCGAGCAGAUAUUGCUUCACUAGCUGAUGAAUUUAAAGGUGACUUGGUUCCUGAUAAUGGUUGUGAAUACGACCAGACCAUUGAGAUUAACCUAAGCGAGUUGAAGCCACACAUCAACGGGCCUUUCACCCCCGACUUAGCCCACCCCGUGUCCGACAUUGGUGCCAUUGCUCAGAAGAGUGGCUGGCCCCUGGAGGUUAAAGUUGGUCUGAUUGGUAGCUGCACAAACUCCAGCUAUGAGGACAUGGGCAGAGCUGCUUCUCUUGCCAAGCAGGCCUUGGAUAGAGGCAUGAAGUGCAAGGCCCAGUUCACUGUCACCCCCGGUUCAGAACAGAUUCGUGCCACGAUUGAGAGGGACGGAUAUGCAAAGAUCCUGAGUGAUGUUGGUGGGAUUGUAUUAGCCAAUGCAUGUGGACCAUGUAUUGGUCAAUGGGACAGGAAGGAUGUGAAAAAAGGAGAGAAGAACACCAUUGUCACGUCCUUCAACAGGAAUUUCACCGCUCGCAAUGAUGCUAAUCCAGCUACUCAUGCUUUUGUCACCUCUCCCGAGAUUGUCACUGCCCUGGCUCUCGCUGGUACUCUCAACUUCAACCCCGAGACGGAUUACUUGACUGCUCCGAAUGGUGAUAAAUUUAAACUAGAACCCCCCACUGGUGAUGAGCUCCCCUCCAGAGAUUUUGACCCUGGCCAAGACACCUACCAGCAUCCCCCUGCUGAUGGCAGCUCUGUUGAGGUGGAUGUAAACCCCUCCAGCAACCGUCUGCAGCUACUGGAGCCCUUCGACAAGUGGCUUGGAAGCGACCUGGAAGAAAUGAAGGUCCUCAUAAAGGUGAAGGGAAAGUGCACCACUGAUCACAUCAGCGCUGCCGGGCCCUGGCUGAAAUUCCGGGGUCACCUUGACAACAUCUCCAACAACAUGCUGAUCGGUGCUGUUAACACAGAGAACGAUGCCGUCAACAAAGUCAAGAACCAUAUUACCGGAGAGUAUGAUGGCGUGCCGGAUGUGGCUCGUCACUAUAAGGCGAAUGGAAUCAACUGGGUGGUAGUUGGAGACGAAAACUACGGCGAAGGAUCCAGCAGAGAGCAUGCUGCACUCGAGCCUCGGCACUUGGGAGGACGCGCCAUCAUUGUCAAAAGCUUUGCCCGAAUCCACGAAACUAACCUGAAGAAGCAGGGCCUGCUGCCACUAACUUUCGCUAACGCUAGCGACUACGACAAAAUUCGCCCUGAUGACCACAUUUCAAUCACAGGCCUAAAAUCAUUUGCCCCUGGCAAGCCACUGACAGCGGUGAUCAAACAUAGCGAUGGCAGCCAGGAGUCCAUCUCCCUGAACCACACGUUCAACGACACGCAGAUUGAGUGGUUCAAAGCCGGAUCUGCCCUCAACAGGAUGAAGGAGCUCCAGUAA